ACAGCGCAGCCGCGACGGCGAGUGUGCGGUGGAGCUGCAGCGAGCCGCGUCAUUGUUCAAUCCACGGCUCGCCCAAAUGAUCAAUGACCUCAACGGCGAGGUAGGAUCGUCGGUCUUCAUUGCAGCUAAUACUCAGCGAAUGCACAUGGAUUUCAUCAGCGACCCCCAAGCCUAUGGAUUUGUGACAUCGAAGAUAGCAUGUUGCGGCCAGGGACCGUACAACGGGAUAGGGCUGUGCACACCGGCAUCGAACCUGUGUCCGAACAGAGAUCUCUACGCCUUUUGGGACCCUUUCCACCCUUCCGAGAAAGCAAAUCGGAUCAUUGCUCGUCAGAUUCUCACUGGCUCCCCUCAGUAUAUGCACCCUAUGAACCUAAGCUCCAUCCUCACCCUUGAUUCCAUGACCUAAUCCUCCGAAUCGAACGGUUCUGUUGCUCUGCGUGUGUGUGUGUGUGU
This is a messenger RNA of Tarenaya hassleriana, 456 nucleotides long. RefSeq names its product GDSL esterase/lipase At5g33370-like. The transcript is spliced from 2 exons. Gene Ontology annotation, molecular function: hydrolase activity, acting on ester bonds. The coding region runs from base 77 to 409 and encodes 110 amino acids. Lineage: Eukaryota; Viridiplantae; Streptophyta; Magnoliopsida; Brassicales; Cleomaceae. The record is from RefSeq and is a predicted model, not a curated record.